AAAUCUAAUUUCAUUGUGAGCAUUAUGAUAUUAGAGGUGGAGGUGGAGAUGGAAUAGUAAGAAAUCUUGGGGUGGAGCUCCAAACCCUUAUCACAAUCAUCAUUGAUGAAGAGUUUGCUAAUCCCUAUAAGAAAAUGAGAGAAAUCUUUGCAGAAGGAAAGAAUCAAGAAGCAAUUAAGAGAGAAAGAGAAAAACGACAGCAAGACCAAGAAAUUUCCCGGUGAAUUACUUCUUCCCUGUCCUCGCCAUCACCCUUCCACAAUUAGAGAGGGCUACAGUGCUCGCUAAGGAUUUGGUUCAGCUGGCAAGGGUGUAGAUGCUCUGAAAAACUUCAGGUAAGGAUGCACUGUGCUGACCCAAAGGACCAAAAUCAGAAAAUCUAAAGAUCAUGGAUUUAGUAACCGCUUGUUAAGAGUGAUGGUACCAAUUAGUGAAAUUCACUCCCUAGUUUCCUCCCUCUCCUUCGACUCGGCGCUCACUCACCGAUAGGUACCAUCAUACGAUAUAAAAGGACAAGCAAAGUAACGAACCUCCUCCAGCUCCACAGAGAGAAAAAACAGAAACAUACAUGGAGCAGCAGCAGCAGAAGCAACAAUUGCUCCAACAAGAAGUGCAGCAGCAGCAGCAGCAACAACAAUUUCUCUUGUUACAGCAAUUAACAAAACAAGCCCAACAACAACAACAACAAGCUGCCAUUUCUCGAUUCCCAUCAAAUAUCGAUGCGCACCUGCGUCCACCAUCCAAUCAUCGCCCACUCACUCUUCACCAGCAAAACCCUAACCCUAACCCUAACUCUAACCCUAUUCCCAAUUUGCAGCAACAGCAAGGGUCCAAUUUGGGGCAAAAUGCGCAGCAUUUACAGCAGCAGCAGCAAAAGGGGAUUCGGCCUCAGGUGAACCAGGUGGAGCUCCAAAUGGCGUACCAGGAUGCUUGGCGUGUUUGCCAUCCAGAUUUCAAGAGGCCAUUCUCUUCUCUUGAAGAUGCUUGCGAGAGAUUACUGCCUUACCAUGUAGUAGCAGACUAUGAGGCAGAGGAGGACGAUAGAAUCCUUGAUUCUGACACAACUGGCCAGAUGCCAUCUCGUUUGCAGCAGUGGGAUCAUAACAUUGCUGCAAAAGUGGCAGAGUUCACAGGCACAUUUGAGAAACAGGCCUUAGCCUUCAACAUAAUAAGCCACAAGCGUGCCUUGGGUGAAUUCCGAACUGAAGAGAGAUUGAUGAUUGAGCAGGCUCUUCUCCAAGAGGAGAAGCGACUUCUGCUUGAUUUGAAAGCUGAAACGGAUGCCAGGGAGAAGGCCAGUCGAGAGGCUCAGUUGAGAAUGGCAGCUAUGGUCCAGGCUGAGCAAGCUCGGGCAGAGUCACAUGCUCGUGCUGAAAUGAUGUCCCGGGCCCCAAUAAGGCCAAGUGCACUCGGAUCGCAAGGUAACAGUGUUCAAAUUGGUCAUGACAUGAGAGAGCAGGAACACAGUGUUAACCCCGAAGAGAUGAUGAAUGGGUGGGGAGGCAAUGCUCAGAGAGAUGAGAAAGAGCCUUCUGAAGAUUUCUUGAAUCAUGAGGAGACUGAAAAUGGGGACUCAGCAGGACAUGGUGAGUGGAGAGAAGUGGGAGAAUUUGAUCUGAACACCAGAUGAACCAUGCAGGGUAAUUGGCAGGAAAGAAAGCUGUUGGUCUAUUUCAAUCUCAAUGGCAUGAGAAUGGCUGAAUGACAUCUGAUUGUGAUUAUCUUUCUGGAAAGCAUGAAUGACCAGCUCAAAGGUAACUGGGUAAUUCAAAGAUGUAAUUUCGGAAUGCUAAUGUUCUCCUAUGGCUUUCUUAGACUAGCUUGUUCAAAGCACCUGUGAGAUGCAUGAGAUUCCCUUGUAGUGGGCAAACCUUGAAGUAACCUCGUGAAUAUUUAAGGGUUCGACACUAUUUUCAUGCUAAACUAGUUUUGGCAACAGGAAGAAGAUUUCCAAUGAUAAUCUUGGUAAUUCUAAUGGAAAAAAGCCAUUGUUUCUGUUUA
Molecule: messenger RNA, 2001 nt
Organism: Populus euphratica (Euphrates poplar)
Lineage: Eukaryota; Viridiplantae; Streptophyta; Magnoliopsida; Malpighiales; Salicaceae
Product: mediator of RNA polymerase II transcription subunit-like protein
Exons: 2
Coding region: 569-1630 (353 amino acids)
Biological process (GO): positive regulation of DNA-templated transcription
Cellular component (GO): SWI/SNF complex
Source: RefSeq, a predicted model, not a curated record